This is a messenger RNA of Eptesicus fuscus (big brown bat), 588 nucleotides long. RefSeq names its product neurensin 1 (gene NRSN1). The record is from RefSeq and is a predicted model, not a curated record. Lineage: Eukaryota; Metazoa; Chordata; Mammalia; Chiroptera; Vespertilionidae. Gene Ontology annotation, biological process: nervous system development. The transcript has 2 exons. The coding region runs from base 1 to 588 and encodes 195 amino acids. Gene Ontology annotation, cellular component: transport vesicle; neuron projection; neuronal cell body.
AUGAGUUCUUGCAGCAAUGUCUGUGGGUCCAAGCAGGCACCAGCUGCUGCUGAGGGCGGGUACCAGCGCUAUGGAGUCCGGUCUUACCUGCACCAGUUUUAUGAGGACUGUACCACCUCAAUCUGGGAGUAUGAGGAUGAUUUCCAGAUCCAGAGAUCACCUAACAAGUGGAGCUCAGUAUUCUGGAAGGUCGGACUCAUCUCCGGCACCAUCUUUGUGGUUCUCGGACUGACUGUUCUGGCAGUGGGUUUUCUUGUGCCCCCCAAGAUCGAAGCUUUUGGUGAAGCCGAUUUCAUGGUGGUCGACACACAUGCUGUCCAGUUUAAUGGAGCCCUGGACGUGUGCAAGCUGGCGGGAGCCGUGCUCUUCUGCAUCGGGGGCACGUCCAUGGCAGGGUGCCUGCUGAUGUCAGUGUUUGCGAAAAGCUACUCCAAAGAAGAAAAAUUCCUGCAGCAGAAGUUUAAAGAGCGAAUCGCAGACAUCAAGGCCCACACCCAACCCAUUACAAAAGCGCCCGGCCCUGGGGAAACAAAGAUACCAGUCACUUUGUCCAGGGUUCAAAAUGUCCAGCCUGUCUUGGCUACCUGA